AUGCCGUGUUCAGUCAAAAUGGAUAUGCAUUUACGGUUGGCAAUACUGUCUGCAGUUGGCUGCACCUGGUGCGUGUUCAUUUGCAACGGACAGGGUGUCACUCGGGGGGCCAUGCCAGAACCUGCCGCGGGAACACCGGCCACUCAGUCCGCUCCAGUUCAAGAGAGCGAGACAGAGGAACUUCCCAAAGUUGAUGUCGAAAUGGUUCCUGGACGGAGGUAUAAAACGUCGCGAAGGGCACUGAUCAAACUGAAACAGCGCUUCAAGCAAUUCAUUCAUGACGAGAUUAGCAAAGUCGCACACGAAUACGAUCAACAAUUGAACGCGGUUUCGCCUCCUACCGGGGAAACACGGCUUGUCAAUCGGAGCCCAAUUGAGGUCUAUGAAAAGAUGCUUGGAACACCUCCUGCAAUCACUCACCCACUUUUGAAGGCCAGCACACAGCAGCGAUUCCAAGCGAUUCAAGAACACGACGCAUCCUCCGGCAAUUUUAUCUGCUGCUCAGGACCACGCGACGCCAAUGCCUCUCUGGAGGCGCUCAGUAGUCUCUUCGAAGCUAACAAAUUUGGAGCAACUCUCGAUAUGCAGCAGGACGCAACAACAGACCAGUAUCUAGAAGCCCUUGCACAAGGGCUAGAACAGCAGGUAGUAGGGUGA
Messenger RNA from Neospora caninum, 657 nucleotides. RefSeq lists its product as hypothetical. The record is from RefSeq and is a predicted model, not a curated record. Lineage: Eukaryota; Apicomplexa; Conoidasida; Eucoccidiorida; Sarcocystidae. The transcript has 7 exons. Bases 1 to 657 code for a protein of 218 amino acids.